Messenger RNA from Mya arenaria, 1996 nucleotides. RefSeq names its product tetratricopeptide repeat protein 38-like. Bases 371 to 1771 code for a protein of 466 amino acids. The record is from RefSeq and is a predicted model, not a curated record. Gene Ontology annotation, molecular function: protein binding. Lineage: Eukaryota; Metazoa; Mollusca; Bivalvia; Myida; Myidae. The transcript is spliced from 13 exons.
UCUAACCUUUUAGGCAUAUUAUAUACAGUAAAACUGUUUGUUUCAGUUUAAGAUCGCAUAAUAAUUAACCUCGUGAACACCAUUAUCUUGCACUGAAAUUUAUUAAAUAUAUUUGGAUUUUUAUUCAAAUAGAGCGGUUUAUACGUAAAAAGAAUAGAACAAAAUUAUUCAACUUUCUUCAUUUAAUUAGACUUAAUAAAAUGUAAUACACGGAAUUGACGUCUGAAGAUUAACUUGGGCGAAAUACUUGUAAAUCUCAAAAAGGAAGACUCAUUUAAACUUUGACUCACUGUGUCUAGAAGUAGUAGAUGUUAAGAAGUGUUCCAUUGUAUAAGAUUUCAUUUCAUUAAUAUUCAACAUAUUAGGGAAGAUGCACUCUAACUGGAGGGAUUGCAAGGCAUGGCUAGACAACGGACUUCCUAUAAACACAACCUGCAACGAGGCAGCAAAGCUGUACGACGCCUCCCUUACACAGUAUGUGGGGAAAUACAAUGACAUGAAUGUAGGAGGAUUAGAGAAAUCUAUGGAAGAUACACUGAGGGCAGACCCGAAUUUCGUGAUGGGUCACGUGAUAAAGAACGGUCUUAACUUGCUUGGGACGGGCACCUCUAUCCAAUUUGACAAUAAACUCGCUACAGACGUUGACACCAUGGUGAGACUUUGUUUCAACCAGCAAGGACUUUCUGAUCGGGAAAAAAUGCACGUCAACGCCGUUAAACUCUGGUCUGUUGGAAAAAUGGCAAGGGCAUGUGACAUAUGGGAAGAUAUACUGCUUGACAACCCUAGUGACAUCUUGGCCCUUAAGUUCGCUCAUGACACAUAUUUCUACCUUGGCUACUCUAAUCAUAUGAAGGACUCGCUUGGCCGCGUGCUCCCACAAUGGAAGAAAGAUACCCCAUUAUACGGGUAUCUAUAUGGAAUGUAUGCCUUUGGUUUGGAAGAAACCAACCUGUACCCUGAGGCUGAGAAAUUUGCCAGAAUGGGCCUGGAGAUUAACGAGAAAGACGUUUGGUCCACACAUUGCAUUGCACACGUUAUGGAGAUGACGGGAAGACAUGACGAAGGAAUCAAAUUUAUGUCAGGAACCGAAAAUAACUGGGCGGCCAGUGGAAUGCUGUGCUGUCAUAAUUACUGGCAUUGGGCUCUGUACCUGAUAGAACAAGGAGACUACUCUGGGGCGCUCGGAAUAUACGACGAAUAUGUGUACAAGACGUCCAAGUCAACUGGUGCUCCCCUGCAUUUUGUUGAUGCAUGCUCUUUACUCCUACGCCUUAAUAUGGAAGGUGUGCGUCUGGAGGGACGUUGGAAUGAUUGCUACGAGGUGAUUCGACCGCACGUGGAUGAUCACGUUCUCACGUUCAACGACAAUCACAUACUUCUUGCUUGUCUUGGUGCCAAUAAAAUCGAGACUGUCAAGCGGAUGAUGACUUCAAUAAAGGAAUCCGUGGUUAAAUGCACGGGAGAUCUGGCCAAUAUUACAAAAGAGGUGGGGUUGCCUAUCUGUGAGGCGUUCGUUGCCUACAAUGAUGGCGAUUAUGCAAAGGCAGUAGACCUAAUGUAUCCCAUCAGAUAUCAAGUGUGGAAAAUAGGUGGAAGUAAUGCACAGAGAGACAUUUACAAUAUAUUUCUUAUCAACGCAGCCCUGAAAUCAAACAAACAAAAACACCGUCGGCUUGCAAGAGUUCUCUUAAUGGAACGGAGAUCGGCAAAGCCAUGUUCCCCAUUGACAGACCGACUCAUACAAAGGACGCUUGCAAUCCAUACUGGGUAAAAUCGUGUCCCUUGGAGAAAAAGCGUGUUGCGCUAAUAGAAAAGUCUUGAUCUAUCCAAGACUAAAAGGAUUUUUUUGUGACAGUAGAAAACAGGGACACAGAGGGAACGUUUAGUGAAAGACGCACAAUGUCAUAACAAACAGAUUUGAAAGCAUUAACAUUAAAAUAAAUGUCAUAUUUGGCUGUAUUCAAGUAAAAUUAAUCAAUAAAGUUGUAUUUUGAUU